Molecule: messenger RNA, 603 nt
Organism: Saccoglossus kowalevskii
Lineage: Eukaryota; Metazoa; Hemichordata; Enteropneusta; Harrimaniidae
Product: apolipoprotein D-like
Biological process (GO): lipid metabolic process; tissue regeneration; brain development
Cellular component (GO): cytoplasm
Molecular function (GO): lipid binding
Source: RefSeq, a predicted model, not a curated record
AUGGCGAAUCGCUGCCAGAUCAUCCACGUUGUGGUAUCUGUGUAUUUAUUUUACUGCGUUCAUGGUCAAGUGACAACCCGUGGGGCAUGUCCGACAGUAUCGGUAAAAACAGAUUUCGAGAUCGCUAAAUUUUUGGGUUUGUGGUACGAGAUAGAGAGAUUUCAAUCUGGCGUCCAAUCGGAUCUGAAAUGCAGCACAGUAACGUAUUGGUCGAAUAAGGAUGACGUAAUCGGCGUUACCAAUAAUGGCACUUUCACGAAAAAUGACAAACUCACGUCGACCGAAGGCUAUGCAUGGAUACCAGACCCGAAAGUUCCAGCUAAGUUGAAAAUUAAAUUUAAAUGGUGGGUACCCGCUACCAAUUAUUGGGUACUAAGGACAGACUACGACACGUACUCAGUGGUCUACUCGUGUAACGACUAUUUAUUCGGAUUCUUCAAAGUCGAAUCUGCGUGGGUUUUGAGCCGGGGUCGCAUCCUCAAUGAUGACACCCUCACGGAUAUCUGUAAUGAUCUAAACGACCGUGGUAUCGACAUCGGUAACUUUCAACCCACCGACCAAACUGGGUGCGAUGACACGCUGAAGUACAAACCCGUGGACUAG